CGGCGCGCGGAGGCGGGGCGUGAAGAGGUGGGCUGGGCAGAGCUCUGAACCUUCCCACUGGGAUCAGCUUCGUGGAAUCAAACAUGGCGUGCGGCUUCCGCAGGUCCAUCGCGUGUCAGCUUUCCAGAGUGUUGGAUCUCCCACCAGAAAACUUGAUCAAGUCAAUAUCUGCAGUUCCAAUUUCCAGAAAAGAAGAAGUAGCUGACUUUCAACUUUCUGUGGAUUCUCUACUGGAAAACAACAAUGACCAUUCAAGACCAGACAUUCAAAUUCAAGCCAUGAGACUGGCAGAGAAGCUAAAAUGUGAUACAGUGGUCAGUGAAAUCAGCACUGGUCAAGGGACCGUAAAUUUUAAAAUAAACAGAGAACUAUUAACAAAGACAGUGCUACAGCAGGUGAUUGAAGAUGGCUCAAAAUAUGGAUUAAAAAGUGAGCUUUUUUCUGGCCUUCCCCAGAAGAAGAUUGUGGUUGAAUUCAGUUCGCCAAAUGUUGCCAAAAAAUUUCAUGUUGGACAUUUGCGUUCUACCAUCAUAGGAAAUUUUAUAGCAAAUCUCAAAGAAGCGUUAGGACAUCAAGUAACAAGAAUAAAUUAUCUCGGAGAUUGGGGUAUGCAGUUUGGUCUUCUGGGAACUGGCUUCCAGCUGUUUGGCUAUGAAGAAAAACUACAGUCCAAUCCUUUGCAGCAUCUCUUUGAAGUUUAUGUACAAGUUAAUAAGGAAGCAGCAGACAAUAAAAAUGUAGCAAAAUCAGCACACGAGUUCUUCCAGCGAUUGGAACUGGGUGACACGCAAGCGCUCGCACUGUGGCGGAAGUUUCGGGACCUGAGCAUAGACGAGUACAUUCGGAUUUACAAGCGUCUAGGAGUACACUUUGAUGAAUAUUCAGGAGAAUCAUUUUAUCGUGAAAAAUCCCAAGAAGUCUUAAAGCUGCUGGACAGUAAAGGACUCCUACAGAAAACAAUAAAAGGCACAGCUGUUGUGGAUCUCUCAGGAAAUGGUGACCCCUCCUCAGUUUGUACCGUAAUGCGAAGCGACGGGACUUCUCUCUAUGCAACCAGAGAUAUUGCAGCUGCUAUAGAUCGAAUGGAAAAGUAUAAUUUUGAUGAAAUGAUUUAUGUGACAGAUAAGGGGCAAAAAAAGCAUUUUCAGCAAGUAUUCCAAAUGCUGCACAUCAUGGGCUAUGACUGGGCAGAAAGAUGCCUGCACGUGCCCUUUGGGGUGGUGCAGGGAAUGAAGACACGAAGAGGAGAUGUUACUUUUCUGGAAGAUGUUUUAAAUGAGAUUCGAUUGAGGAUGCUGCAGAACAUGGCUUCUAUUAAGAGCUUAGGAAACAUCAUUAUCAAGGCUGAAAUUAGCCCAGAUUGGGAAAGGAAAUUGCCACUGUACACCUGUUUUUACCUGAUCGCUACCAAAGAACUGGAGAACCCACAGGAGACAGCAGAGAGGGUCGGGCUCGCAGCCCUCAUUAUUCAGGACUUCAGAGGUUUACUGUUAUCUGACUAUCAGUUCAGCUGGGACCGAGUUUUCCAGAGUCGAGGGGACACAGGAGUCUUCCUACAGUAUACACACGCCCGCCUCCACAGUUUGGAAGAGACUUUUGGAUGUGGUUAUCUAAAUGACUUCAACACUGCUUGCUUACAAGAGCCACAGUCGGUUUCCAUUCUCCAGCAUCUUCUCAGGUUUGAUGAGGUGCUUUAUAGGUCAUCUCAGGACCUUCAACCCAGGCAUAUCGUCAGUUACCUUCUAACUCUAAGUCAUCUUGCAGCUGUGGCACACAAAACACUGCACAUAAGAAACAGUCCUCCUGAAGUGGCCGGGGCCAGACUUCAUCUUUUCAGAGCUGUCCGCUCUGUCCUGGCCAAUGGAAUGAAACUUCUGGGAAUAACACCUGUAUGUAGGAUGUAAUAUCUAGUUAAAAUUGCUUUUAAAAUACUAGAUAUAUUCUAGUUAUCUGUUCUUAUAUGUCUUGCUGUUUAGAAUAGAAUUGCAACUAUUAUUCUGUGUCAGAAUCUAUAUUUUGUCGUCUAUAUUUUAUUAAGUGAUUUAUCAACUUAUUAAAUCUUUAUCUUUUAAAAAAUCA
This is a messenger RNA of Phacochoerus africanus (Common warthog), 2079 nucleotides long. RefSeq names its product arginyl-tRNA synthetase 2, mitochondrial (gene RARS2). The transcript has 21 exons. Gene Ontology annotation, biological process: mitochondrial translation; arginyl-tRNA aminoacylation. Gene Ontology annotation, molecular function: ATP binding; arginine-tRNA ligase activity. The record is from RefSeq and is a predicted model, not a curated record. Bases 84 to 1904 code for a protein of 606 amino acids. Lineage: Eukaryota; Metazoa; Chordata; Mammalia; Artiodactyla; Suidae. Gene Ontology annotation, cellular component: cytoplasm; mitochondrion.